Messenger RNA from Camellia sinensis, 4559 nucleotides. RefSeq lists its product as uncharacterized. Lineage: Eukaryota; Viridiplantae; Streptophyta; Magnoliopsida; Ericales; Theaceae. The record is from RefSeq and is a predicted model, not a curated record.
UGUACACACACUCUUCCGAAAUAUAUGAUAUUCUACAUCUCAACCCCAAACCAAACCCCUCUCUCUCUUUCUCUCUCAGUUCUUUCUUUCGAAUGUUCAAAUGUAGUAGCAGUGAGUGAGAGACUGUUUACAGAGACACAUUCACAUAAAUCUAAUCCAAAUUCUCUGUCUAUGUAUAUGUAGUAGUUACGGAGUGAGUGAUUGUUGUUGUUGUUGUUGUAGAGCAUCGAUGUCGACGACGACCUACAGUCCUUCGCGAAGCCCUCUGAGUUCGAGGUUCUUGUUGAGUGGUGCUUCUAGGUUGAGAUCUUCGUCCUUGAAGAAGCCUCCGGAGCCUCUCCGCCGCGCCGUCGCCGACUGUCUCUCCUCCUCCGCCCCCUCCUCCGGCGCCUCCGAGGCUUGCAGGACACUUCGGGACUAUCUUGCGGCACUGGCAACAACUGACUUGGCUUAUAGUGUCAUCUUAGACCAUACUCUUGCGGAGAAGGAGCGCAGCCCAGCAGUAGUUGCAAGGUGUGUGGCAAUUUUGAAACGUUACCUUCUAAGAUAUAAGCCCAGUGAGGAGACAUUACAUCAAAUUGAUCGGUUCUGUGUGAGCAUAAUUGCUGAAUGUGAAGUUAGCCCAAGCCGAAGAUUGUCACCAGGGUCGCAACCUUCAAAUCAACAAUCUGGAGUGCCAACAACACCGACCAAUAUAUCUCCUUUGCCUGUAUCAAGUUUUGCAUCAGGGGCACUUGUGAAGUCAUUAAAUUAUGUCCGUUCUCUAGUGGCUCAACAUAUUCCUAAACGGUCAUUCCAAUCAGCAAUAUUUGCUGGAGCUCCUUCUGCAUCAAGGCAGUCACUUCCAUCGUUGUCAUCUUUGUUGAGCAAAUCUUUCAAUUCGGCAAACAAGAAAGAAUCUUUGGAGAACAAAGAGGCAUUGGUUAUAUCUGUUUCAAACUCACCAAUUGUUGAAAAUGGUGAUGGAAUGGAUGAUUUUGAGUUCAUAGCCCUUGAUGUUCUGAAAUGGCGCUGGUGUAGGGACCAACAGUCAUCAUCUGAAAGUGAUCAUGUUCUGAGUCCCCAAGACACGAGUACGCAUGAUUUCCUUGAAAUAGGUGCAGCAGCUCUUCUUGUGGGGGAUAUGGAAACUAAAAUGAAGGGCCAAUCUUGGAGAAAUUUUGGGACUGCUGAUAUGCCUUACCUUGAUCAACUGUUGCAGCCUUCAUUACUAACUACCGUCACCAGUUCUGCUUCUGCCCGUGCGCACUUGAGAGCAAUAACAGCAACCAAGCGCACUAAACCAGGCCCUAUUCAAAUUUGGGAAGAUUCUCCAGUAAGCACAUUCCGUCCACGUGCUAGACCACUAUUCCAGUAUCGUCACUAUAGCGAACAACAACCUUUGCGAUUGAAUCCAGCAGAGGUGUGUGAGGUCAUUGCUGCAGUUUGCUCAGAGACACCUACUCCAAAUGCUAAUCUCAUGUCUAUCUCUUCUAAAUUAAGUAACAACAGUGGAAAGCAAUCAAUGGACGUGGCUGUGAGCGUUCUCAUCAAACUUGUAAUUGACAUGUAUGUAUUGGAUUCUGGAACAGCUGCUCCUCUCACUCUAUCCAUGCUUGAGGAAAUGCUUAGUUCUCCCAGAUUGGCUUCGAGGGCUCGUGCUUUUGAUUUAAUUUUAAACCUUGGGGUUCACGGUCAUUUAUUGGAGCCAAUGAUACUUGAAGAUACUUCAAUUGAAGAAGAUUACUCUCAAGAAUCAUACUUUGACCAUGAAGCACAACUUGCAAACCAAGGAAAGAGAAAACCAGAUUAUUCUAAGAUGGAAAAUUCCUCAGCUAUCAAUAAUUUUGAGUCUUGGAUUUUAGGCAUUCUAUAUGAGAUUCUUCUUCAUCUUGUUCAGAUACAAGAGAAGGAACAAUCUGUCUGGGCUUCAGCCCUAAGCUGUUUACUUUAUUUUGUCUGUGAUAGAGGCAAAAUCAGGAGGAAGAAGCUAGAAGGACUUGACAUAAGGGUGGUUAAGGUUCUUAUAGAGGUUGGCAGGAGAAAUUCUUGGGCAGAACUUGUCCGCAGCAAGCUUAUUUGCAUGCUAACCAACAUGUUUUAUCAAGUUCCUGACAUGACUGUUUCAAGUACCCCUAAGUUUCUCAUUGAGCAGGUUGAUCUGAUUGGAGGAAUCGAGUUUCUCUUCCUUGAGUUGGUGCUCUCGAACUCCAGGGAAGAAAGAAGAAAUCUAUAUUUGGUGCUUUUCGACUAUGUUUUGCAUCUAAUAAAUGAGACAUGCACAGCAGCUGGAGUAUCGGAAUAUAGUGAUGAUGAGAUUCAACCUAUUGCUACUUUGCUCAUGCUUGCAGACGCACCUGAUGCCUUUUUUAUUUCUGUUAAGCUUGGUGUGGAAGGAAUUGGGGAGCUUUUGAGAAGAUCAAUUGCUUCUGCAUUGUCUACAUAUCCUAACAGUGAUCGACUAAAUACCCUCUUGGAGAAGAUUACGGAGAAACUUGAUACGUUCAUAAGUUCAUUUACUCAUUUAGACAAAGAAUUUGCCCAGCUGAUACAGAUAACUAAAUCUUGUAAGUCUAUGGAAAGCAUCAAGGGUGGAGUUUUGGGACACACUGCUGGUAUGAAAGUGAAGCUCUCGUGGGCAACUUUGCAUUCUCUUCUUCAUUCAGAAAGACUGGUUUGUCGUCAGAAUGGGUAUGUGUGGUUGGGGGAUUUGCUUAUGGCAGAUAUUAGCGAGGAAAGGGAUUCAAGUAUAUGUUCAAAUAUCAGAAACUUGCAGCAGAAAAUUUCCAUUACUGGAGUUAAUGAUUAUUCAGCUGAUUCAGAUGUUCCUUUACCAAUUUGGCUUAUGUGUGGGCUUCUGAAGUCAAAAAAUAGCAUCAUCAGGUGGGGCUUCCUAUUUGUUCUAGAUAGGCUUCUUAUGCGAUGCAAAUUUUUGUUAGAUGAGAACGAACUACGGCAUUCUAGUGGUAGUGAAGCUGCUGGAGACCUACAAGACAGCAGUCGUCUUGAGAAAGCAAAUGCAGUGAUAGACAUUAUGAGCAGUGCUUUGUCCUUGGUGGCUCAGAUAAAUGAAACAGACCGUAUAAAUAUUUUGAAGAUGUGUGACAUUCUAUUUUCUCAAUUGUGCCUGAAAGUUCUCCCAGCGACAGAAAUGACAUUUAGAGACACAAUGCAUGACAUUAAGGUCUUUAGGCGAAUGGAUGGGAGUAAAAAGGCUGAUGCAGGAGAGCUUCUCCAUCAACAAGAGAAUUUCUCCUGGGAUGAAUCCAUGGAUGAUAUCAAGAGCAAAUGUGCUCUCAAUGAUGAUGGUCAAAUUUGCGAGACUGCUUCCAUGGCUGCAUUACUUCUCCGUGGACAGGCCAUUGUGCCCAUGCAGUUGGUUGCACGCGUUCCUGCUGCUUUGUUUUAUUGGCCAUUGAUUCAACUUGCUGGAGCAGCCACAGACAAUAUUGCACUGGGUGUCUCUGUUGGCAGCAAAGGAAGAGGAAAUAUACCCGGUGCCACGUCAGACAUUCGGGCUACCCUUCUUUUACUUCUAAUUGGAAAAUGCACUGCAGAUCCUGCUGCUUUUCAAGAAGUUGGUGGAGAGGAAUUCUUUAGGGAGCUGUUGGAUGAUACAGACUCAAGGGUGGCAUAUUAUUCCUCUACUUUUCUUUUGAAGAGAAUGAUGACGGAAGAACCUGAAAAUUACCAGCGAAUGCUUCAAAAUCUCGUUCACAGAGCUCAGCAGAGCAACAAUGAAAAGCUAUUGGAGAAUCCAUAUCUUCAGAUGCGUGGCAUACUUCAUUUGUCAAACGAAUGAUCUUCGAGCUGGGCUGUACUCUUAAGACUAUUUUCUGGAGGGAUAUUUUGCCUUACCUGGAGACUUGUGAACAUCACUUCUGAUUCUCACUGUAUUUUAGCACCCAGCAUUCCUUGGCUGAAGUGUGUGACACACUGACAGAUGCUCUGAACUUUUAUACAUUCAUCUAAUGGUGUAGAAAUUGAUACACAAGAAGUAUUUAUUGGGACAGGCAAAGAGCACGAGGUAGGCCUGUCUGUGGGAGCUGCAUUAGUGUCCAUUUCUCAUAACACAACCGAAUUUACAUGAGGAAUGGACCAGGGACUUUCUGUGUGCUGAAAUUUGUGGAGCUUGAUGUUCAAUUAAAGCUAGCAGAGGCUUAUUGGGAAUUUCUCCAUCUUCAGUCACCAGUGUACAUGAUGAGAAAGAUUGGAAGAAUCCACUGUGCUACAUGAGAAUUCUUCUUGGCCUUUAAUUUGUUAACUUUCUAGUGGACAAGCAAUGAAGAUGCUGUAGGGUUAAGAUUGGAUCGCAAGAUUCUUCAAUCCAUUUUGGGGCAUUUUAGGGGCAUUGAUAAAGCGGUGCCUGGUAUGCAUUUGUGACUUCUUGUCUUUUAUUCUUCUCCGCUUUCAUCAUAUUGUGAAUGUUGUAAAAUAGCCAUUGAGAAAUUUUGUCAGUGUCUAACUAUCAAAAGUUAUUAUUUUUUGAAAGCAAAGUUUUGUAUUUAGCUCUUUGUAAUUUUUUUCUUUGCCUGUUGGAGAGAUGCAACUGAGUAGAGGAUAUACAGAUUUUUCAGUUU